AUGUCAACGGGCUCGACGCAAACCGUCCUAGAGACGCCGACGAUGCUGAGGAAGAGAUCAGGCUUUCUAGUUCUUGCCGAAUAUGACAAAGCCGGAGCCCUCAAGACCAAGUAUAUCGAGUCGGCUCCGAUUGCCGGAUCAUCUAGGGUUGAUCUCACGCUCCCACCCAAGAGAAAGAAGCCUUGCCAAGAGCUUCUCGAUAUAUUCUUGCCAGAUGGCUACCCGCAUAGCGUAACAGAUGACUAUGCUGAAUAUCAGAUUUAUGACUCUCUUCAAGCUUUCGCUGGCACAAUCGCCGGCAUGAUUUCAUCGCGUGCUGUUUGGCAAGGUCUUGGUGUUGGCGACUCAUUAGCAUCGCCAACCGGGGCUAUGCUCAUUCAAGUCACUCGAGAGUCCAUGGGAAGACUCGCAACAAUCACAUUUGCUCAUCUGUUUGCAACUUCUAUCGAAGCAGAAUGCAAGGCGUACCGCAUGGCCUGUGACCUGUUGACUGACACAGCAAUGGUUCUCGACUGUGCAUCUCCGUAUUUCCCGCAGGAAGCCAGGUUCAUGGUUCUCUGUCUCUCCAGCAUCUUGUAUUCCGCAUCCGGCGUCGUUGGGAACGCAUCAAAAAGCAGUCUCAGUGGCCACUUUGCCAAGUGGAACAAUUUGGGGGAGCUUAAUGCUAAAGAUGCCAGCCAAGAGACAGCCAUUUCUCUGAUAGGAAUGCUUACGGGAACAUGUCUGUUGUAUUUCCUAACCGACGAGACACUAUCAUGGAUCGUGCUCUUCAUCCUACUGGGCGUCCACCUGCUUCUCAACUGGAGGGGCGUUCGAGCAGUACACUCACGUCAGCUGAAUCGCCAACGCGCCAACAUUGCUUUAUCAGCAUUGUUUUCGAAAGACGAAGUCCUCACACCUCUGAAGGUUUCCCAAAGAGAACUCAUCUUCGAGAGGCGUGGGGGUGAGGUGUUCCGCUGGAACUCAGGGCCAGUGUUUGGCCACUGUAAGUACGGGGCACCCCUCAAGACCCUGCUUGAAGCCUUGGCCUCUGGGAAGAGCCACGAGAUGUCGUUCCAACUUUCAAGUGUUGACCUGUACACACUGAUGGACGUAUUUGACGGCGAGCAGUACAUUCUCUGGUGUCAAGUAUCAGCCGCCUCCAAUGAUGCAGCCUCCAGAGUCAAGGUUGUGGUUGUCCUGAAAGAGGGCGUGACGCCGAGGUCACAGCUGAAAGCCUGGUUCCACGGUCUGUUGCUGGCCAGAAGAUUGAGCGGACAGGAAGAGGCGAACUUGGUGCGAGCUGAAUUCGAUCAACAAGCAAUGUUGGGCCACGUGGAGGAGAGUUUGCAAAUCGCAAACGAAAAGUACGAGCUGUACGCGAGGAGACUGGCGUCUGUAGGCUGGAACAUUGAGGUUCCCGUGCUGGAAACCCGGGCAGGCUCUCGCAUUAUUCGGGAACCUGACGAGAUGAGAUCGCACUGA
Messenger RNA from Colletotrichum phormii, 1464 nucleotides. Its product is annotated as vitamin B6 photo-protection and homoeostasis-domain-containing protein. The record is from RefSeq and is a predicted model, not a curated record. The transcript is spliced from 6 exons. Lineage: Eukaryota; Fungi; Ascomycota; Sordariomycetes; Glomerellales; Glomerellaceae. The coding region runs from base 1 to 1464 and encodes 487 amino acids.